Paraglomus occultum is the source of this 1620-nucleotide messenger RNA. NCBI's taxonomy places the organism in Eukaryota, Fungi, Glomeromycota, Glomeromycetes, Paraglomerales, Paraglomeraceae. The record is from the annotation of a GenBank genome assembly.
AUGUCAGAGAAUGGUAUGCAAGUUGAUGAAAUCAAAGAAGAACCCGUGUCUGAUGGAUCCAAUUACUCAAUGUCUGAAGUGGAGACGGAAACUAAACCUACAACCAUGAAUGCAGAUACGAAAGUAGAGGCCAAAAAACGAGUUCAUAACGAAGAUUCAGAUACCGAAGACACAAAAAGAAUAAAAACGGAAGACACUACGAAUGCUCAAACUCCUACUCCAGCCUACACAUCCCCUAGAAGUGCCUCCUCGCAACCAAUUACGGCUGCAAGUCCGCCAUUAAUCCAUACAGUUCAGUCUCCUCCCACAACGCAGGCUGCUCCUAAUAAACUAACUUGGCUUGACAAGCUGUCUGCUCUUCAUUUGACUGAGGUUCAGAAGGAAGCAUUAGAGAAGGCAAAGGCUUUUGCCCGCGAAAUGCAAUCUGUGCUCUUAAAAUCGACCGGAAAACCUAGCUCGCCUCCCCCGAUACCGUCCAUUCUCCUUACAUCGAAUCCAGGACUGGCUUCAGGAAUAGAUCCGCGCUCAUUAUCGGUGCUAUCUCGAAUAUACGUUGGCUCGAUCAAUUUCGAAUUGACAGAGCAGCAUCUCCGUGUUGUGUUUGGUCAAUUUGGUGCAAUCAAGAGUGUGAGUAUGUCUCUCGAUGCGGUCACAGGCAAGCAUAAAGGAUUUUGCUUUAUAGAAUUUGAAACACCGGAAGGGGCAUCUCUUGCACUGGAAUCAAUGAAUGGGGCAGAGCUUGGCGGAAGGCAAUUGAAAGUAGGGCGUCCAAAUAAUUACACAGCAGCAACAGCAGCCGGUUUAUUGCCGCCGCCGAAGACACGAAUAUACGUAUCGAAUGUCAAUGAAUAUGUUAGUGAAGACAAUCUAAUGAGUAUCUUUGAGGCAUUUGGUAAAAUAAAUGCGUGUGUGUUGAUGCCCGACCUAAUUACUAGAAAGCAUAAAGGAUAUGGGUUUAUUGAAUUUGAAGAUGGAAUGGCAGCUUCGACUGCUGUUGUGUCGAUGAACAAUUUUGAAUUGGGUGGAUUGAUAUUGCAUGUGGGCAAGGCAGUGAUUGGUGGUCCACUCCCUGAAGGAAUGAAAGCAAUCGAUAAGUUACCACCGCUGCCUGCUGGUAUGAGUCCCGCGAUACCGCUUGCUACGCCUUCCGUUUCUGCUGCAGCUGCCGCCGUAAAGGCACAGAAUGCUGCUGCUAAAAUAGCUGCGGGUCUGGCAGCCAGAGGACAAUCUGUCGUCGAGUCAGUAGCGCAGGAAGAGAACAUGAGUAUAAGUGCUAGUCAACGAUAUGCUAUAAUGCAGAAGCUGGCACGACAAGAAACAUCUCCUGUUAUUCUUAUACAAAAUGCGGUUGCUCCUAUGGAUGUUGAUGAUUCUUUAGAAGAGGAGUUCGAGGAAGAGUGUAGCAACUAUGGAAAAGUAAGUAAAGUUGCCAUAAACGUUGAUCGGGAAAGCAUUUUCGAAGGUGAACAAGGAGUGGUGAAAAUUUUUGUGCAGUUUGAAGAUGCAUCUGCUGCGGAUAAAGCAAGAGAAAAGUUAGACGGACGGUGGUUUGGUGGUCGUCGUAUCAAGGCAACGUUAUUCGAUCUGAAGAAAUUCCAGAAGGGAGAUUACUCUACAUGA